UAUUUAUUUUAUAUUUUAAUAAAUGAACCACCUUGAAUGUUGACAUGUGUAUGAAACCAAAUUGUGUAUGAAUCAUUUUCUAAUAUUUUUCAUGUAAGCUAAUGGAAGGACAAGCACAUGACCACUUUCCCCGGUGAGCAGAACAUGCAUCACGCCCCUGCUCCUUUUCUUUUUGAGAUACGUUUGCCUGGCAAGGCUGAGGUUACGGUGAAACAAGCAGACUUGCGCAACAUGGCCUUUGAAAUAAUUCAGAUCACGACCGACGAGGAGAGUAAGAAAUUGAUGUUACUGGAGGAAGCCGCUACCAAUCCACUAAAUGCGACAUCAAACAAGCCAUUAAUACAAAAGGUUGCGUAUAGACUGCGCACGCGCUACAAUGAUGAGGAACGCAAACGAUUUUUCGAGCCAAUUUCUGUUACGAUCGGUCCCCUCCACCAUGAAAGGGAUCCUAAAUCAGACUCGCCAUUCGAAAGAGGUGAGAAGUUCAAGCUACAACUGGCGGGGACGUUCAUCAAAAAGAGUGGGAGGACGAAGGAAGAUUUCUACAGCAAUGUCAAGAAGGAGAUAAAUAGCUUGAAGAAGUGCUAUGACCCCAACGAAGUAGAGAAAUGGAAUGAUGAGGAGUUGGCCUGGAUGUUCCUUGUGGAUGGCUGUGCAUUGUUGCAUUUCAUACUCCUUGAUAUGAUGGAUAAGUGGAAGGAAGUAGGGGGUAAGAAUGAUCUAGUCGCCUUUGCGAAACUUGAUUUAUUCUUACUUGAGAACCAACUGCCCUACAAACUCCUUGAGAUAUUGAUAGGCAUGUUCCCUGAAGUCCCAAGUGAAGAAGGAGGAGAAAAUAGUCAGAAGGAAUUGAAGGAUUCCAUCACCAAAUUCAUUGACAAGAGUUUCUUGAGUCCGGUCGAGCAGCAACUACAACACCGAAUUCAGGUUGACUCUCAUCAUCAGAUUCAUCCUCCUCAUCUUGAGCAACAAAAACAAGAAGAAGAAAAAGAGCCUGCUCAUCUUCUGGCACUGUUACGAAAAAGACUGAUAGGAACCAAAGCAAAAGAGAAGGGUAAAGAUAAAAAAAUGGACAUUCUCUGGGAGAAACUGAGGAAUUCGAAGUUGUGCUCUUAUGGUGCUAAAAGCAGACACUGGCACACAUUUCGCAACGUAAAGGAGUUGAAAGAAAAGGGUAUUCGUUUUAAAGCGAGUAAAGAGAGAGGUGCCAUCACAGACAUUGAUUUCGACGACCGUUUUUGCAUGCCAACCCUUACGCUUUCUCCCAUUUUGGUUGACGUCGCCACCAUGCCAAAGUUGCUGAACUUGAUAGCCUACGAGAUGUGUCCGGAUUUCAAAAACGAGUUCGAGAUCACCUCGUACGUGUCAUUUCUCGACACCUUGAUCGAUAGCAGGGAGGAUGUGAAAGAACUAAGAGAUGCAGGCGUGCUGCGCAACGAACUAGGAAGCGAUAAAGAUGUAGCAGUGCUGUUCAACAAGAUCAGCGACAAACUGGUGCCGAAUCUUGAGAUACACCUUGAGUUGAAACGUCGUAUCCAAGAUCACUGCAACAUCAUAUGGGCCAGAGACGCUGCUAAAAUCUGUCACACCUAUUUCAGGAGUCCCUGGAGCUUCAUCGUCUUCCUCGGUGUCAUAGCUGGCCUUGUUAUGGCAGCUCUGCAGACUUAUAAUAGCUUCAAAGAGACAUACUGGCUCGAACGCUGAACUUUAAUUAUUACUAUUUCUAGUUAGUCUGAUGCUAUUACAGUGUGUGUUUUCUUAGCUAAAAAAUACUUGUGAAUGCU
Messenger RNA from Rubroshorea leprosula, 1784 nucleotides. NCBI's taxonomy places the organism in Eukaryota, Viridiplantae, Streptophyta, Magnoliopsida, Malvales, Dipterocarpaceae. The record is from the annotation of a GenBank genome assembly.